GCCCGGUGCGGUGUGUGUGGGACUGAAGGGGGAGCGAAUGGCUUGUGUGGUCCUCGGUGUUUAAUCAGAACAGUGUGCUUCAGUUUCCCGGCAAUCCGACACCAUCCGCGCCUUAAACAUGGACCUCCAGUCCAGAGGCUCGCUCUGGAGGCAUCCGACAUGUUUGUAGCGACUUCUGAAAACUGAAUUGAUCCAUUUUUUUAAAAGCGUACCGUCACUUUUUUUGGCCUUUUCCUGCACGCUAGUUGGGGAUUUAAACGGAAAGUGACAGCCAAGCUGAAGGCAGCGGCGUUUCCCCCACAUUAGCUUUGACAUUUCUGCUCGGAACCGAAGCUGUGCGCCGCGUGCUGUGUGUUUAAAGAAAGUCUAAAGAAAUCUAGAAGCAGUCGUGUUUAGACAGCGCUCUUAGACCUGCCAAGACACACCGAAUAAGUGCACACUACAUCUAGGGUCCCUUCUGAGUGUCUACCGGAGAGAUUACCCUCAGAUUUACAGUUAGGCAGGCAGGUUCGAGACCCUCCUCAUGCAGAACCACAGGAAAUGAAUAAACCGCCUCAGCCUAUCACAGGACCGCCCUCUGUCCCUCACCCCGCCCCCUCUCCAGGAUUGACGUCGGCUGUUUAUCCCCCUGGUCAGCCCACCUCUGUUGUUUUUGCCACUCCACCUCCACCAAUGAACUCUGCACCUCAACCCAGACAGUUUGCACCAGGGCCUCGUGCUUUACAUCAACAGGGUGGAUUCAGGUCACUGCAGCCGUAUUAUACCCGGGGCAAUUUGCAGAGUAACGCCCCACGAGUGGCCGCUAAUAACCCACCCCGGCCCGUCCCCCCCCCUCACGUCUACCCCUCCUCUUCGCAGAUGGUGAUGAUCCCACAGCAGCAGCUCCAGUUCCCACCCAACUCCCAAGGCCACGCCUAUUUCAUCCAGUCGGGACAGUAUCGCGCGCCGUACGUUCACCAGACGCAGCAGUAUUCAGUGGCCAGCGCACCAGCAGGCUUCUACCCCGGAACCAACCCCGACUACAGCUCCACGUAUGAGGCCGCUCUGGGAGCGAGGGAGAGGCGGGGGGGUGGGGGGAGAGGCGCGGUUCGAGAGAACAGCCGUCUCUCUCAUCACGCCGUUCCUCUCACCUCCCACCGCUACUCCGCUGGAGCGUAUUAUCCCGCUCAAGCUCAGUACCAAACUUCAGUGCCCUCUGCGCCUGUUAUGAUGAACCCUGCCCAGCAGCAACAGGCCCCGCCCCCACAGCAGCAAGCCCCACCCCAGCAGCACAAAAGGGAGCGCAAACAGAUUAGAAUACGAGACCCUAAUCAGGGAGGACGUGACAUCACGGAUGAGAUCAUGUCUGGAGGAAGGACCACGUCUACACCCACACCUCCACAUUCUGUAGGUGCUGAGGUCAGUUCUGUGCAGACAAAUGGUGAAAGUGUGACUCCUGCAGCUGCUGCACCGGUGGUCCGGCUGGACGAUCGUGCGAAGUCCACAAGCCCUGCAGCUCCAGCCUCCACCCCUCCGCCUUGUUCAGAUCCUUCCCUCGAGCCUAAAUCCGUCCCAGACGUUCUCGCUGCUCCGGCGAUUCCUGUGCCUCCAGGACAGAGUGAAGACGCCGUUUCGGACCCCUCUCCCUCUUCGUCUCCCACUCCUGAAGUUGUUCCUGCGGAGUCCACGCCCGGCGACAGUGUGGACGCCCCCGAGCCUCCUGUACCUGCCCAGGAGGAGGAGGAGGAGGAGGAGGAGGAGGAAGAGGAAGAGGCAGAGCCUAGCGCCAUUUCUGCUGAACAGCCGUGCGCGCAAGUGGAGAUCACGGAGCCUGAAAAGGAGACGGAGCCAUGCGCAGAAAUGCCGCUUCCUGACUCCGCCUCCAACAUGGCGCAAGCUGAAGAGGACGCACCCUCUGCAACUCCAGCAGCCACCAAUGGGGAGACAGAAUCUCACGAGUUCACGCCCACAGCCACGCCCGUUUCUGAGCCCGAGAUUAACGGUCUGCCUCAGGAGCCUGAGGAACUGCAAGAUGAGAAACUCGAGGCAGAACCUGAGCCACUCGCUGAACCUGAGGUUUUAGAGGUUCAGGAAAUCGAUGCAAAAACCUCUGCCUCUGUAGAAGAGGAGGAAGAGGAGGGCAGAGUGGAGGAAGAGCUCGUGCCUGCUGAGGAGACAUCUAUGCAAGCUGUUCUGUCUGUGCCAAAGAAGAAGAAGCUGAAGAAAAGUGAUCUGAAUAAUAAAGUGGUUGGAGACGUGUUGGACGCCUAUAAAGAGCCAGAGGAGAAGGACCUCGCUCCUGAGCCGGCUCCUGUUGAAGUCCAGCCCUCAGAGCCUCGUCCUGCUGCCUCUCCCUCCCCUGAGGAGACGGAUGAAACGUGGGAGGAAAAAGAGGACAAACUGGAUACAGAGAACAUCGAGCCUGAGACGGCAAAAUCUGUGGAACAGAAAUAUCAGUAUAAAGAGGAGCACUGGAAGCCCAUUAAUCCAGAAGAGAAGAAGAGGUACGAUCGGGAAUUCCUGCUGCGCUUCCAGUUCAUCAGUGCCAGUAUGCACAAACCCGAGGGCCUUCCGCACAUCACCGAUGUCGUUCUGGACAAGGCUAAUAAAACACCGCUGCGGCCGUUGGACCCGAGCCGUCUGAUUAAUUGUGGGCCUGAUUUCACGCCUUCAUUCGCUAAUCUGGGCAGAGCGCCCCCUGGAGCUGGACGAGGACCUCCCCCAGGGCCGCGUCGGUCUCAGCAGGGUCAGCGUAAAGAGCCACGCAAGAUCAUUGCCAGCAUGUCUCUGAACGACGAUGUGCAACUGAACAAGGCUGAGAAAGCCUGGAAGCCGGCGGUGAAGAAGUCCCGUGGCGAUGAGGACGACCCGGAAAUGAUCAAGACCCAGGAUCUGUUCCGGAGAGUGCGUAGUGUCCUGAACAAACUCACGCCGCAGAUGUUCCAGCAGCUCAUGAAACAGGUCACCGAGCUGACCAUCGACACUGAGGAGAGACUCAAAGGAGUCAUCGACCUCAUCUUCGAAAAAGCCAUUUCUGAACCCAACUUCUCCGUCGCUUAUGCCAACAUGUGCCGCUGCCUUAUGGGGCUGAAAGUGCCCACCUCUGACAAACCGGGAGCCACUGUGAAUUUCCGCAAACUGCUGCUGAACCGCUGCCAGAAAGAGUUUGAGAAGGACAAAGAUGAUGACGAGAUCUUUGAGCAGAAGCAGAAAGAGCUGGACGCUGCUUCAGAGGAGGAAGUUCGGCAGCGGUUAAAGGAAGAGCUGGAGGAAGCUAAGGACCAAGCUCGCCGCCGUUCCCUCGGCAACAUCAAGUUCAUCGGAGAGCUGUUUAAGCUGAAGAUGCUGACGGAGCCCAUCAUGCACGACUGCAUCGUCAAGCUGCUGAAGAACCACGACGAGGAGAGUCUCGAGUGUCUCUGCAGGCUCCUGUCCACCAUCGGCAAGGACCUGGACUUCGAGAAGGCCAAGCCCCGUAUGGACCAGUACUUCCACCAAAUGGAGAAAAUAAUAAAAGAGAGAAAAACAUCUUCAAGGAUUCGCUUCAUGCUGCAGGAUGUGUUGGACCUGAGAAGAAAUAACUGGGUUCCCCGCCGAGGUGACCAGGGCCCUAAAACAAUCGACCAGAUCCAUAAAGAGGCGGAGCUGGAGGAACAUCGAGAGCAGAUUAAAGUGCAGCAGCAGCUUCUGUCCAAGAAAGACUCGAGUCGAGGAAGAGGAGGCAGAAUGAAUCAGCCUCAGGACGAGGGCUGGAACACGGUACCCAUCAGCACCAAGAACCGGCCCAUCGACACGUCCCGUCUCAGCAAGAUCACCAAGCCUGGUGCUUUGGAUUUCAACAAUCAGCUUCUUGCCCCUGGAGGAAAGGGAUCAUGGGGCAGUUGGGGUAAAGGGAGCAGCGGUGGAACUGGAGCCAAAACCAGCACUGAACAAGAUGCAGGACGGCCGGCCACGAGCACCCUGAACCGAUUCUCAGCUCUUCAGCAGUCAGGACCUUCGUCCACAUCCUCCUCAUCCUCACUGGACUCUGAGCGCAGAGUUCCUCAAAGGAGCAGCUCGAGUCGAGACCGCAGCGAGCGAGACCGGGACCGAUUCGAUCGAUUGGACCGUCGGGACAGCCGUGAGGACAGAGACCGAGGGCUGGACAGGACCCGUGUCCCCAUCACUAAGCGCAGUUUCAGCAGGGAGAGCGAGGACCGGUCUCGAAGUGGAGACGUGCGCCGUGUGUCCAGCAUGACUGACGAGAGGGAACGCGGGAGCCGAGACCGGACCACCAGCAGAGAGACUGCAGUGAAGCGUGAAACGGCUCCGACGCCACCACCGCCCGCUCCGAGCAAACCAGCCCUGAGUGAGGAGGAAGUGGAGAAGAAAUCCACCGCCAUCGUGGAGGAGUACCUGCACAUUAACGACCUGAAGGAGGCGAUCCAGUGUGUGAAGGAGCUGAACAGUGCAUCCAUUCUCUUUGUGUUCGUCCGUAACGCUGUGGAGUCGACGCUCGAGCGCAGCACCAUCGCCCGAGAGCACAUGGGGCUUCUGCUGCACAAACUGAUCAGCAGUGGGAUUUUACCUCCUGAGCAGUACUUCAGAGGGCUUCAGGAGAUUCUGGAGGUGGCUGAUGACAUGGCCAUCGACAUUCCUCACAUCUGGCUGUAUCUGGCAGAGAUCAUCACACCCAUUCUCCAUGAUGGAGGAAUCUCCAUGGGUCUGCUCUUCAGAGAGGUGGCGAAGCCGUUGCUGCCAAUAGGAAAAGCUGCUGUGCUCCUGGUUCACAUCCUCAACCUCCUCUGUAAAGGACUGAGUCACAAAAAAGCUGGUGCCUUGUGGAUUGAUGCCGGACUCAACUGGAAGGACUUCCUGCCUGAGGAUGAGGAUGUCAACAAGUUUGUGACGGAACAGAAAGUGGAGUUUACGCUGGGCGAGGAGUCGGAGAAGCAGAGAAAGAAGGAGCUGAGUCCAGAGGAGCUGAGCAAGAACCUGGACCGGCUGAUUCAGGACAAAGCCAACAACCAGAGGAUCCAUGACUGGGUGGAGGCAAAUCUUGACGAGCAGCAGAUGACCUCCAACUCGUUCAUCCGAGCACUAAUGACCUCUGUGUGCCAAGCGGCCAUCAUCUGCGAGAACCCGUACAAGGUGGACGUGGAGCAGGUCACCCAGAGGGCCAAGCUGCUGCAGAAGUACCUGGUGGACGAGCAGAAGGAGCUGCAGGCGCUCUACGCUCUCCAGGCCCUCAUGGUGCGACUGGAGCAACCAGCCAAUUUGCUGCGGAUGUUCUUCGACGCGUUGUACGAUGAGGACGUGAUUAAGGAGGAGGCGUUCUACAAGUGGGAGUCCAGUAAAGACCCGGCUGAGCAGGUGGGCAAAGGCGUGGCCCUCAAAUCCGUCACUGCAUUCUUCACCUGGCUCCGAGAGGCUGAGGACGAAUCGGAUAACAGCUAAAGGAGGAAAAAUAAGAGAGCGUGGGAGUGGUGCUGCGCCGAGGGAAAAGGACUACAAACUGAAAUGAACUUGAACUCGUGAAGAUGCGGGACAGUCGAUGGACACAGACUACAAUCACUUCUCUCUUUUUUUUUUUUUUUUCUUUCUUUCUUUUCCUCUCUCACUUUGGAAAAAAAUGAAAAAUAAUAAAGGUUUUUUUUCUGAGGAGGGAAACAGAUGAUUUUUAUGAUUGCUUUAUGACUGCUUGCCAUGCUUGUAGUGGAUGAGGAGGGGUUUUUUGUUUGUUUUUUGCUCUGCAAAAUGACCCUGCCCACCCCCUUUGUGCUGCUCUUAUUAACCCGUCAGUGUAGAUGAAAACGCAGCGUUGGUGUAUGAUGUUCCCGACGCUCUGGAGGCGCGAGUGAGGUCACGCUGUUAACUCUAGCUCUUAAUUGGGGAGGAUUCCCCUCUCUCUGUGUACGCCUGGCGUUAAUUUUAACAUGUAAGAAGGAAGACGCUGGUGAGGAUCGAGUAUUUACUGACGGAUCUGAGUGUUUUUGUUUAACACCCCCCCUUCCCCCGGGUGUUGAUCAGGAUUCGUGGGGGAUGAACUUUGAUCUCUGGUCCUUUUUAAGCUGCUGGAAAAGGAUCACCAUGCUUCCUUCUAAGCCAUCCCUCUGUUUCUUUCUUUCUCUCUCUCUCUCUCUCUCUCUCUCUCUCUCUCUCUCUCUGCGCCUACAUGGCAUUCCUGUAUUUUUACCUCUUGGGGGCCAAGACCCCCACCCCCCCCCCCGGUCAAGCAAAGCCUGCAUCAUUUAAAAAAAAAAAAAAAAAAAAAAAAAAAAAAGAGAGAGAGAGAAAUAAUUGAUUAAAGAAGAAAAACUUGAAGACUAGACAAUAGAAAUCCUCUGAGACCGGAAUGAUCCGAAAAGCCUUUUCUGCUCACAGUGAAGUGGGAAACAUUUCAGGAGAGUUCUGUACAUGUAUAUGAAAAGUUUUCCCUUUUUUCUUUUUUUUUUCCUUUUCAAAAAAGCCCCUUAAAAUUAGUAAAAUGCCGUUUAAUGCCAUGCAUUUUUUUCCAGAUAGAAAUGGCAGUUUUUCUUGUAUUCUAUAUUUAAGAUUUGUUUUUUUCCUCCUUCUUCCAGGUGAGAGGUGCUUAAUAAUCCAUUGAUUACAGUUUUAUUGAAAAUGUAAAUAUUUUUUUUUUUUGCUUUACUUUAUUAUUUAAGGAUUUAAUGCUUCUUUCACAUCAGAAACUGGAAAAGGCUGAAGAAACACAACAUUAAAAAUAAAAGACUAUAAACUUGCUAA
Molecule: messenger RNA, 6705 nt
Organism: Hemibagrus wyckioides
Lineage: Eukaryota; Metazoa; Chordata; Actinopteri; Siluriformes; Bagridae
Gene: eif4g1a
Product: eukaryotic translation initiation factor 4 gamma, 1a
Exons: 34
Coding region: 541-5415 (1624 amino acids)
Cellular component (GO): eukaryotic translation initiation factor 4F complex
Molecular function (GO): translation initiation factor activity; protein binding; mRNA binding
Source: RefSeq, a predicted model, not a curated record